AUGCGUUUUGGUGGAAAGUCUUCUUCGCGCCGCAACUUGUCCUCAUCACCUGUCACUGUUCAUAUCACCUCACAAGAGAUCGCGGCAAGGAAGUUGGGCUGGCACAACCUUGAGAUGGCAACUCGUGCAUUGCACCGUGACGGUCUCGUCGUACUGCAAGAUGUAAUUGAGCACUCAAAGCUCGACGCUCUCAACAGUACCAUGAUCAGAGAUGCGUACAAGCUUCAAGCUCUUGGUGAUGAUGGACCGUUCAAUUACAACAAAGGCAACAUCCAGCAAGAUCCUCCAAUGACUCGAGCUCAUUGUUACCCUUCUAUCUUUCUCAAUCCUCUCGCCACUCAGGUCACCACUUCCGUGCUCGGUCCAAAGCCUCGCUUGACAUUCGUGUCUGGCAACAGUGCACUUCCGCCUAUGAAUGGAAUCGAGCCGCAGUCACAGCCGGUCCACACUGAUGCGGACUUCGAUCAUCCUGAAUCUCCCUUUGCUGUGGUCGUCAACGUUCCUCUGAUUGACAUGGACGUUGAGAAUGGCAGUACAGAAGUAUGGCUAGGCACUCAUAACACCACGUCUCUAGCGGCACACGAAGGCAAACAAGGCGAUAGAGCCAGCGAUCGGAUUGCCAAACAUUUGCUCGAGCAACGCAGACAAGAGCGAGCACCAUGCCAACCGUACGUAAAGAAAGGCUCGAUUGUGAUUCGCGACCUGAGACUUUGGCAUGCCGGAAAGCCGAACUUCAGCAACGAUGUAAGGGUCAUGCUUGCCAUGAUCCAUUUCGCCCCUUGGUAUCGUAAUGCGAUGACCGUCGAAUUUUCUGAAGAUCUAACACCUCUGUUGGAUCACGAAGGAGCUGAUCUACAGAUUCAGCGAACCCUCGUGUCCGAACAAACGAUCUUGGAUGGGUAUCUUAGUCGCGGAUAUGGCAACUCAUAUGACUUUAACCAGAAAUCACGCCUCGAGGAUUUCUGA
Messenger RNA from Aureobasidium namibiae CBS 147.97, 966 nucleotides. RefSeq lists its product as uncharacterized. NCBI's taxonomy places the organism in Eukaryota, Fungi, Ascomycota, Dothideomycetes, Dothideales, Saccotheciaceae. The transcript has 3 exons. The coding region runs from base 1 to 966 and encodes 321 amino acids. The record is from RefSeq and is a predicted model, not a curated record.